AUGCCGCCAAAACCCGCAGACGGGAAGAACAACUCGAAGAAGAAGGCCGAAGAGCUUCAGCUGCUGUUGGAUCGUGUUGAGAAGAUGAUCAACAAGGCAAAUGCAAACAUAGACAUAUCAAAGUCGGAAAGGAAUCUGCUGCUGAUGCAGGAUUCUCUAACAAUUUUGGAGAGUGCACAAGAGCUGUUGAACAACAACCCUAUCAAGUUGCCUGCCAAGGAGAAGAAGAAGAAGAUACAACCUCUGCAAUCAUCUAUCGACCUUAUCAAGCAUGAUUUCACUCAGGCGGUGGAAGAGGAGCAGAAGUUGAGGAGGGUGGAAGCUGUACAGGAGUGGACGUGUGUGGAGGUCGGGCAAAUUCUCAACGAGAGGUCCAUGGUAAAGAGCGUCCUGUUGAGCAUCAAGGACAAGUUGCAAGAAGAGUACAAGAAGCGCGACGAAGAGCUCGACUGGCAGUUGUGGGUAUCUUGCAAUCAUCUUCCCGACCCGAGGAGCGAGGUGGCGCUGAAUGACUUCAUCAAUGACUGGGAGAAAGACAAGGCAACCAGCGAGUUUGCGGUGCUAGCAGAGGAGAUCGACUCGUCCUUCGAAGUGAUCCAGCAGUGCUUGCAGCUAGUCGCCACGGAGAAGUUGCAAGUUUGUCAAGUGUCACGGGAGAAGAUGUUGGUUGUGCAGGAGGAUCGGAUGAAGAGCAUGCUGAAAGAGUUGUUACACUGCAAGCACAUGCUCCGCGUGACGCGGGAAGACGAUGACGGGAGCUGGACCCGCACGAACGACCUGCGAACGCACAAGAAGGUGUUGUUGGAGUACUACAGGCAAGCCGAGAAACUCUCGUUGCAUGCUCAUGAGGAGGGUGGAGAGGAGAGGACGAGGAUGAGGACGAAUUGCGACAUCAGAGCGUCCGAGAGCGAGAGGAUCAAGACUUUGAAUCACAUCGUUGCGAGGACCAAAGAGAUCGGGGCGCGGAAGUUAGACACCAUGACCAUGGACGUUCUACUCCAUCCUCACAGUUACAUGACGACUGAGGACAGUCGCUUCUGGCAGCAGAGGAAGCACCUGACUGUAUGCAUGUGGGUCAACCUGACCAAGAACUUGAGAUUGAAGGAGAUCGAAUUUCCUGUGAGGAACUUGAGGAUGAGCAUCCCGCAGAAUCUCAUCAUGAAGUCCAUCGCCCUCCGCGCUAUCCUCAUCGACAACUUUGAGCUUGUCCAGCUGCCCUCGACCUCCAAGAGCUCUCUCCCAGCUGAGUCCCAGCACGUCUCCCACCCCCAUGUGGACAGCAUGUCAGAUCCCCCGCACGCUCAGGUGAAUGACAGCAGGCAGAGGUGGGAGGAAGACGGAAAGGAGGAGGAGGAUGUAGCGGUGGGAGGCGUGCUGUUAGUGCAGUGCCUUAACUUGCCGCGGGAGCCCAAGAAGGUUGGAGCAUGGUCGAUGAGGGAGGAGGUGGAGGGAGGAAGCGGCCAGGUCGAAGAGAUGCCGUACCCUUCCAUCGACGCGUACACUGGACAAGAGCCUCUAUAUGUCCCGCUGGGACCCAAACAAGGGCAGGUGGACGCAGGACGGAAUCUCCGAUGUUCGGGUUGA
Messenger RNA from Guillardia theta CCMP2712, 1584 nucleotides. RefSeq lists its product as hypothetical. Gene Ontology annotation, cellular component: axoneme. Bases 1 to 1584 code for a protein of 527 amino acids. The transcript is spliced from 5 exons. Gene Ontology annotation, molecular function: microtubule binding; beta-tubulin binding. NCBI's taxonomy places the organism in Eukaryota, Cryptophyceae, Pyrenomonadales, Geminigeraceae. The record is from RefSeq and is a predicted model, not a curated record.